Stomoxys calcitrans (stable fly) is the source of this 2233-nucleotide messenger RNA. Its product is annotated as probable protein phosphatase 2C T23F11.1. The coding region runs from base 789 to 1856 and encodes 355 amino acids. NCBI's taxonomy places the organism in Eukaryota, Metazoa, Arthropoda, Insecta, Diptera, Muscidae. Gene Ontology annotation, molecular function: cation binding; protein serine/threonine phosphatase activity. The transcript has 4 exons. The record is from RefSeq and is a predicted model, not a curated record. Gene Ontology annotation, biological process: protein dephosphorylation.
UGAGUAUUUCCGAAAAUUUUCUUAAUAAUAAGAUAAAAAACGAAAUGUGUUAAAUUUGCAAAGUUAUGCGCUCUUCCCUUUCUGGCAGAUUUGCAGUUGCUAUCGUACAAUGCAUUAUAUAUUAUUAGAAUGUUAAGAACGUCAAAAAUUAAGUGAUAAUUGCUGUAAUUCCCUAGUAAAACUAAGUGUUUUUGAAAUCAACCAAAAAAAGCGAAACGCAAGAGUUGUGUGAACAAAAAAAAAACAACCACAGAAACCAAACAAAAAUCAAUAUUUUGCGAAAGAAAGGAAUAAACAAUUUUUAAUGGAGUUUAUUUUUGAACAGUUUAUUUUAUGCUUGAAUAAAUAACUAAAUUCAUCUCACAAGUGAAGUGAUAAAAUAAAGUCAGUACGCAAAGAAAACAAGAUUAGACAAAAAAACAUAUUUUACUAGAUUGAUGGAUUAAAAAUACUCUAAGCAUACAGCUGGUUUGUUGUUGUUAUUGUAGUUGUCGUGACGAUAUACACUCAGCAGAGUUAACUUCGACGCGCUUUAGUAUUACUCCAAUAAGAAUUGGUUAUUUGGCCGUACGCUGCAAACGGAAUCCAUUGGUUGUUGUUGCUGUUUUGUAGUUUUUGAACCGUUUCCGUUCAAAAGCCUAUAAAGGCAAGCAGUACGAUUUGGUCGAGCUAAGCCAAAACGAUAAAUUUACCUUGAAAAUUCCCAUCCCAUGUUAUUGGGGGGCAUACAGCCAAUAUAAUUGAAGCCAAUUAAUAAAAAACAAAUACUAUAAUAUCGACAAACAAAUAUGGGACAAACGUUAUCAGAGCCAAACACCGCCAAGGAAUCAUCCUAUUGCCAAAAUGAACUAUAUAGAGUGGGAUCCAGCUGUAUGCAGGGCUGGCGCAUAAAUAUGGAAGAUUCACACACACACAUUCUAUCAUUGCCCAAUGAUCCAGGAGCCUCCUUUUUCGCUGUCUACGAUGGACAUGGAGGUGCGACUGUGGCACAAUACGCUGGCAAACAUUUACACAAAUUUCUGCUACGAAGGCCAGAGUAUUACCAGGAUGAAAUUGAGGUGGCACUAAAACAGGCAUUUUUGGAUAUUGACUAUGAAAUGCUUUACAAAGAGUCAUGGGGCGAACAAAUGGCCGGAUCAACUGCUGUCGUGGUGUUAAUUAAGGAUAAUCGUUUGUAUUGUGCCAAUGCUGGAGAUUCACGUGCUGUCGCAUGUAUCAAUGGAAAAGUAGAGACACUAUCAAUGGACCACAAGCCAAAUAACGAAGCUGAAUCGAAACGCAUAAAUGAAGGUGGCGGCUGGGUUGAGUUUAAUCGAGUCAAUGGUAACUUGGCUUUGUCAAGGGCAUUAGGCGAUUUUGUAUUUAAGCGGAACCAAAUGAAAUCACCCGAAGAACAAAUUGUAACAGCCAAUCCUGAUGUAGAAACACGCACUCUCGAUGAAGAUUGGGAAUUCCUUGUUCUCGCCUGCGAUGGUAUUUGGGAUGUCAUGAGCAAUGAAGAAGUCGUCAGCUUUUGCAGGGCACGCAUCGGUCAAGGCAUGUAUCCAGAGGAGAUAUGCGAAGAGUUAAUGAAUCAUUGUUUGGCACCCGAUUGCCAAAUGGGUGGUCUAGGCGGUGAUAAUAUGACCGUGGUUUUAGUAUGUUUUCUUCAUAAUAAGCCGUAUGCGGAUUUGGUAGCGCGAUGUGCCUCGUCUUCCACAUCCAUAAUAUCAAUGGCAAAAGCGGCAAUGACCAAUACUGCAGCGACGACGACGCCAAUAGUAACAACAACCGACAUCACAACGGACCAACAAAAGACACCAUUGUCGGCGCCAUCGUCACCAGAAGAUGAAGAAGAGGAAUUAGAUCUGAAAUAACGUCUUAGUGAUACAAAAUAUCGGUGGAUCAAAUAUCAACAUAAUACCAUUAAGAAACGCCACUUAGUCUCCUCCUCUGGCUCCAAAUUGUUUGUGGAGUUUUGCCUUUAAAUGAUAAUUUUGUUCGUAAGAUUAUUUACUUUUGUUCACUACCGAUUAUCGUUUAAUUUUUAUAAAACAAAAAUGCAAAACGUAAAUGUUAGAUUUUUAUGCUGUGUAAACUUUCCGUGAGUGAAAACAACUUGUUUAUCCUAUAUUAGUAGAACUGUAAAACAAUCCCCGAGAAAUGCCUGUGAAAGAUACGGCAAUUCCUUUGGAAUAAUUGAUAGUAUUUAUAAUGAAUGAGUCUUGUACAAUAAAACUUUUCCAGUAAUGGA